GUCGAAGCAAGAUGUAAAUCUUGCUACCAGGAGUACUCCACCUACUCUGUUUUUUUUUAUUCGUCAUCUUCACCAAAGUGGGAAUAGUAUUCUUUUCCUGUUUUUGUGUGCACUUCCUCGGGAAAGAAGAAGUACAUCGUUUGCAUUGUGUGCUGGCGGUGCGUCGGGGCAGGCAAGGCCGAGAACAGCGCGGUGUUUUGGUGCAAACUUUAAUUAGCUAGAUUCGCAUAGGAAAAUAUUGCAUGGAAAAUCGACCAAAAGAAGAACAACGCAAGAAUUUACUGCUGCGACGAGCAAUGUUCCAUUGUUACGAAACGACCGCCGCCGCUGCUAUCACAGCCGGCUGUCAUUAAAGACCCUCAAGCGGUCGUUCAGUGUUCCAAGCCUUCUACAGUCUAACCCAGCUAUGGCAGAAAUGAAACAGUUAUUAUUGCUGUAUGAGAAAUGUGUAAAUUAAAGUAAAUCGAAUAAAGUGCUAACUGUACAGUGUUGGGGCCUCUGAAGCGUCCGCGCGCUGAUUACCUACCGGAGAAAAAGAAGAUAGAAGGUGUGCUGCAUCGCAUGAAUGAAGUGCUCCCUGGAGCGGGUGUGGAUAUCCGAUCGAAGGUGUCGUAUUUGACAUUAUCAUCAAACGGGAGUGUCAGUUACACAGACUAUCCGUUUUGUAUCUACUGCAAGCGUGACGAUAGUGACGGUCUAUUCGGUCCCGUAUAAACAACAACAACAGCAGCGGCAAUAUGAGCUGGCUUCGAUCCAGCCCACUGCGGCACAGUUUUUCCAAAACCGGAGGCGGUACCGGCAGCGGUACAUCGGGUCGUGGCGGAAGUUCCACUAACGGAACCUUGCGUGCGUUCGACGCAUCCGAUUGUGACCCAAAGGCGUGCUACGAUAGCUUCUGCAUCCACUGGCAGCAAGCUUAUGAGAUCAUCCUGCGAUCGGAGAAUAAUCGUGGUCAGGCACAUGAUGACGUACUCGCAGUGGUCACUCAUCUGGACCAUAUGGUAACCUUGCUUCUGGUUGAACUGCAUCACUGCAACAAGGUCAGUCUACCGGGGGCACCGGUCCCUCCUGCUCCGUGUCUGGAACACCUGCUGAGUGAAAACCUGCUCGACAAACUGUACGAGUGGGGCAUCAAAACCGGAAGAUAUGCCAACGCCGUUCGCUUAGAACAACUGAAGCUCUACGAACAGCUGGUCAGUCACAGCCGCCAUCAGUUACUGGUCCACGAGCCAUUCCUUAGGCCGCUGCUUAAACUGCUCGCAUCAAGUCAGGAUGAAAUCUAUCCACCGGAUGUGGAAAAACGACUGGUGAUUUUGCUCAACCAACUGUGCGUUGUUCUGAUGCAGAACGUGCAUCUGCUGGAUUUGUUUUUCUUCUCCAAUGCUCAACAGAACGGUACAGGCGGUCACACCAACUUCAUAAUCUUCUCCCUGCUCAUACCGUACGUACACCGAGAGGGUUCACUGGGGCACCAAGCUCGUGAUGCACUUCUACUGUGUAUGGCCCUGUCGCAGAAAAACUCCAACGUCGGCACGUACAUUGCCACCUACUCGUCCAUCUGUCCGGUUCUGGUUACCGGUCUGGGUGGACUGUACUCACGGUUGCCGAAUCAGAUCGAUGUCAAAACCAUCGACUGGUACCGAAUAACCACCGACGACGUAACGGAAAUGCACGAACUGACGCUGUUUAUGAAUUCGUUGGAAUUCUGCAACGCGGUCGUGCAGGUAGCGCACAGCAUGAUCCGGCAGCAGCUGUUGGACUUCCUGUACCAGGGCUUUCUGGUACCGGUACUGGGACCGGCCAUCCUACAGACAUUUAAAGGUAGAGGUCAAUUGCAGACGAACGUCGAGUCGCAGGUUUCCGCCAUGGCGUAUCUGGAUUUGAUAGUCCGCUCGGUUACGGAACCGGGCCUGACGCAGAUCAUCGUUCGCUUUUUGCUGGAAUCGGAGAAAUUCGACGGCCAACGGAUAUUGGACGUACUGGUGGAGCGGCUGAACAGCAGCGAUUCGAGGCUUUGCAUGGUAGCCUUGUCGCUGUUUGAUACUCUGCUCAGUCUAAACUGUGAGGACAUAAUGCUUGAACUGGUUCUCAAGCCUCUACUCCACUGUCAGCAUGUGCCGAUUUCUCACCGCUAUAAGGUAAAUCGGGUGGAUCCGUACGGUAAUUCGGUGGAGUAUUUUUUGAACAUAUCACCCGAGAUCAUGAAGAAGGUGAACAACGUGUUGAACAUCAACAAUAACAACACGAUAUCGUCCGGCGGUGGGAACAAUGGACGCAACAUAAGCAAAACGAUCGGGGCCAAUUGGAAUCACUAUGGGCUGAAUACGGGUGAAACUUUACUCGCCAGCUAUCAAGCUUACCUGUUGGAGGCACGGAACCGGAUUGUGCAAUGCAAACAUGCCUGUGAUCAGUGGAAUAAUUUGUAUCGUUACCAAAAAUUGAACAAACAAACGAUGAAUAACAACAGCAGCAAUAGCCAAAUCAUAAGUAGCGCUAGUAAUAGUCUUAAUCCAGCCAGCACCAACGGAACGACGGACGAUGUGCGGAGCUAUAAAGUACAAAUGAUCAAGAAUUUUUUGGCGGAAUUCGUUACCGGUCACGGUUCGGACGGCAGCGGUCUGGAGGCGGCGGCAAACAGUGACAACGAUCGCUCUAGCCAGUGCCAAUCGCCAGCAACGAUGUUCGGCACACCGGGCGGAGGCUCCGCACAUCUGUCGGCGAUGACGACCAAACAGUUGGACAGUUUGCAGUCGCUAGGCGACAGCAGUGGAUACGAAAGUUUAAACAUCACCAAUUUAGGGGGCACGGGAAGCGACGAUGGCCGGCGGCAGGAGUUGUGGAAAAUAUCCAGCGUGCGCGAGGAAACCGUUGUCGAUCUCGAUCUGUCCGAGGAUUUGUUUGCCCAGGGGACCGUCAGUUUGGGUCCUUUUCUAACAGCCAUAUGGGGUAAACUACAGACUUUCACAAGUAAUUGUCUGUACGUGAACCUGCACCUAACCGGACUCAUCAGUCAUUUGGCUUGGUUUCCUCUUCCUCUUCUGCACUCAAUUCUUCUACGACCGGACAUCCCAACCACUUCCGAUACGCCAUCUUUCCAUCAAGUCCUAAAAAUCCUCAAACAGCAAAUCGACGCCGAACUGCCGGAGUGCGAGGAAUCGUUGGAAAUCGUAGACGUUGCGCGAUCCUUCCUAGUGGAUCGAGAAUUUCGACUCAUCAACAUGCGAAAGAAUGCUAUCGAAUCCAGUACCGGUGGUAGCAGCAAGCUCGUUUACAAUGGAGCGGGCAGCUCGUUGACGGGUGGCUCGGGAAGCUACUCGAUGACCUCCAGCCUGUCGCAGACGACACCGAUGCAGCUGACGCCAAGCUCGUCGUACGAUCCGUUCAAGCGAAACGAUACCAAGCGGAAAAGUAUAGGCAACUCCUUUUCCGGCUUCUUCCGGAGGCCGGCCUCAUCCGGAGGAGGAUCAAGCAACAAUACUGCUUCACCGGCCAGUCAAUCUUCGACUGCUUCGCUAGGACCGCCCGGCUCGCUGCAAUCGGCCAGCAGUUCCGGUGUCAGUAGCCUGGUGACACCUGGCGGUAGCCGGCGAGAGUCUCGCGAAGCGGAGACUCAGUUCGUGGAUCAUCCCACAGCGAACAGUAUGGUCGGUUCCUUAAACGUCGGUUCCGCGGGUCCUGGUAGUGGCCACAACAGCCUAGAAUACACAUCGGUAAACAUCAACGGGUCGGUCAUUGGAGUUGGUAGCGAGCGGCAGCGUGAUCUUGCCGUGAGUGCGGUCAUAUUGGACGAAUGGUUGAAGGAGCUAGCGGCCAUCACCCAGGAACAGUGCAUUGUUAUGCUCUCCGAGCAGAUAUUAGCUCCAGCCAAAACCAGCAGCUGAAGGAGAAAAAACGGAGGAAGACAGCAGCUUCCUCGUCGCCAGCCGGUCAGCUUACGGUAGACUCUUGAUAGUUAUGCAAAAUUUUAUCUACCUUUCCCCCUUUAUAGUAGCAUUUUUUAACCUAAUUUGCUUUUUAAGUUGAUUCGGUUCGGUUUGCAACGUCUGAGACGCCGAGCACUAACAAAAAUCCCGUUUUGUUUUUCAUGUCCAUAUUCUUAUCAUUUUUAAAAUGAUUAUUUUUUCGUAUAUUUAUUAAAAUUAUUUUAAUGACUAUUCAUUUUUUAAAAUUGAACAAAAUAUUUUACUUCUAUCACGUUUUAAAGUUUUCAAAAGGUUUCAAACCGACAAGGUUUUGAGUUUUUGAAAAAGAUCUCUCUCGCUUAGGACAGCAAGGAACUCAAUACAACGACUACCAAUCGUUUUAACUAUAUGUACGUACCUAUAUCCGCUAUUUUGUUUCACACGUUUCUUAGACCUAUUAAUUCUUUAACGGCUGCUAACGAAAUACGUCCGAUAAUUUUGCUUUAUUGUGAAUUAUCACAGCCACAGGAAAUAAACCCAUACAUGUGGGGUAAAAUGUAGCUAUACUCUAGAUAAUCUUCUAUUGGUUAUUCUAUUAGCGAUAGACGAAGCAAUAUGAUACGGUAGGGAAGAGAACGUAACGAUAUACCUAGAUAGUGUCGUUCAUGAGAAAGGAACAGUGGAUGAUUAGCAGCAUCAUUGUGGAAAGAUAUUUUUGUACAAUAUAUACACUAACAAACGGAUGAUAUUCAUG
This is a messenger RNA of Sabethes cyaneus, 4656 nucleotides long. RefSeq names its product FHIP family protein AAEL005291. The coding region runs from base 738 to 3881 and encodes 1047 amino acids. NCBI's taxonomy places the organism in Eukaryota, Metazoa, Arthropoda, Insecta, Diptera, Culicidae. The record is from RefSeq and is a predicted model, not a curated record. The transcript has 10 exons.